Penicillium chermesinum is the source of this 534-nucleotide messenger RNA. Its product is annotated as alpha/beta fold hydrolase. The transcript is spliced from 3 exons. Lineage: Eukaryota; Fungi; Ascomycota; Eurotiomycetes; Eurotiales; Aspergillaceae. The record is from RefSeq and is a predicted model, not a curated record. The coding region runs from base 1 to 534 and encodes 177 amino acids.
AUGCCGUAUCACUGCUUCGUCUGCUCGGUAUUGGCCCUCCAGUUAUGGAGGCCUCCUGGACUUUAUGCGAUAGACAAAUGGAUCGAAGGGAAUCUGUUAACAAACCCGCAGGAUUCUGCAGUGGAGUUGAGACAAGUCCUGGUCAAUCAAGCCUUUGAGGCAUUUCGCCAAGGAGUGCAGCCAGCAGUACUCGAUGCGCAGCUCUUGACGUCGAACUGGGGUGUCAAGUUUGAGGACGAGAAUUACUACAAGGCCAAAAUAUGGUAUGGAACCAAAGAUAGGAAUGCAUCAGUAGAGCUGGUGAUGUAUAUGGCAGCACGUCUGCCCCAUUGCACUCUGAGGGAGUUCCUGGGAGGCACACACUUCCUGCUGCAACGAUACUUAGAGGAGGUUCUGUUGGAGCUAAUCUCAAAAGAAAGACCCGGCCCAAAAAUUAGAAAGAACUCUCCGAUCUUCGAUGUGCGCCCAGUGGAGACAUCCGAAUUAGGAAUAGUGCCCCAAGCUUGGUGGUCUGAAAGGAAUGUGAACCUGUAA